This is a messenger RNA of Symbiodinium necroappetens, 3060 nucleotides long. Lineage: Eukaryota; Dinophyceae; Suessiales; Symbiodiniaceae. The record is from the annotation of a GenBank genome assembly.
AUGAGGGAGAUUGCGUGCAAGUGGGUCAAGGAGAACGGAUUGACUUGGGAAGGCUGGGUGCCCAGGAGGACUGAUUGCGAUGCCGGCUUCGGUUUGGUUAACUACCAGGGCGACUUUGUGAGCUCUCUUGAAUCGACUGUCAGCUGCAAGCCGUGCCCAUCCGGCCACUUCUCCGACUGGACGAACACCUCUGGGGGAAUCUCGGGUGGCUCAUAUGUCUGCGUUGCCUGCCCGGCAGGCUCCUUCCAAGCGCUCCCGGGCAAGUCCUUGUGCGAUGACUGUGCCCUGGGCCACGCGGCAGAUGAGGCGGGUGCCACGGAGUGUGGCCUCUGUGAUGUGGGCACUUUCGCAGACCAGGAGGGAAGCACGGCCUGCAAGAGCUGUGGAGACGACACCUGGACCACGAAGGAGUUGGCGGCGGUGGAUGUGGAUCAGGGACAGGGCAGCAACGGUGGUGGUGCUCGUCGGUGGAUCGAAGUACGCGGGGCUGUCUCCAAAGAUGUUUGUUCAUGCGUAGAAGGCCGCCACUUUUGGCAGAACCAGUGCGAGUUGUGUCUGGAGGGCGCGACUUGUCUUGGACCUACGAACCUCACGCUCGACCCGGGCUUCUUCGCUUUUGCAGAGGAUCCCAACACCGUCUUCCGCUGCUUCGGCAGCUCGCGGCGCUGCCCGGGUGGACUUCCCGGCAGCUGCGCCCCGGGUCGUGACAACCAGAGCCUGGCCUGCGCCUUGUGUCUGCCGGGCUUGCAUGACAACUACGACGGUAGCUGUGUGAUGUGCGAUGACGUCGACUGGCUAAUCCUGGCUGUGCUAGCCAGCCUCCUCUUCCUCGUGCCCUCGGCAGUGCACGCUUUCACACUGGCCAUGCAGCUCACUCCUGUUGGCCACAGCCUGAUGGAGGUCACCUUUGGCGUGGGCCAGAUGGUGACCAGUGCUCAAGUGCUCGUCAUUAUGCAGCAGGGUAUCCAGUGGGGAGAGCCCUUCAUCCGCCUCCUGGAGUCCCUGGAGUUCGUCUCGCUGGAUUUCCUAUGGCGAAUCGUCAACUCUGUGAAUUGCGUGGUCAGCUUCACACCCGAGCUCCGCUUCUUCAGCCAGUCCCUCCUCUUCCCCAGCAUCUUCCUGCUGGUGCCGAUGGCGACGCACGUGGUCUACGUCCGCUGCUGGCGGCAAGGCCAGACGCAGCAGUUCCACCUGCUUCGGAAGACGCUGGGCAGCUUGUCCGUGCUCUUCUUCAUCCCCGCCUUAUCCUCGCUCCUUGCGCCCUUCCGCUGCGACGUGCACCCGAGCGAUACGCGGACGAUGCAGGUCUACGAGUCUGUGGAGUGCGACUUUUCCGGGAGCCACCUGCGCAUGUGUCUGAUGGGUGGUGUGGUGAGCCUCUGUUUGCUAUCCUUCCUUGUCUUCGUUUUCUGGCUGGUCUACGUGGAGCUGCCAAAGAGGCUUGAAGCCUUCGAUGUGGAGUUUCUACGCAGCUUCUCCUUUCUGUGGGCACGCUUUCGGCCUGGGUCGGAGGCUUUCGCGUUGUUCUUCCUUGUUCGGAAUGCAGUGAUCGUCGUUUCACCGCUGCUGCCCUCAUCCUUCUCAAGCCUCUUUUUCAUCAAGUUCGUACUUUACAUCAGUUUUUGCGCGAUCGCAUUUUUCAAGCCGCUUCGAACGACGGCUACGCUCUACCUGGAAUUGGUCAUUCAUGUCGGCUUCAUGGUGAUCCUGGAUAUGGGGAUGCUCUUCAUGCCGCAAGAGGACACUUCUUUCGUGAUGGUCGCUUGCAUGCUGGUAAGCCUUCUCGUGCUGUUGGUGAUUUUGUUGAUGGUGGCCCAAGCCGUUUUCCAGAAGUGCCGGUCAACGUAUCGUAGGGAGUUUCACUUCUUCAUCAGCCAUCAGAAAAGUGCUGCAGGCAGCUUGGCAAGGCUCUUCAAGAUAGAGCUCAGCAAGUGUGGCUUCCGCUGCUUCAUUGAUUGCGAUGACCUUACGGAUCUGACGAGGCUUUUUUCGUACGUGAGCCAAGAUGUGGAGACACUUGCAGUCUUGGCUUCCGGUGAUUUUCUGACCAGAAAAUGGUGUGUCGGCGAGCUCGUGACUGCGCGGCUUCACGGUGUGAAGACUAUGCUGGUUGCUCUGCCGGAUUUCACGAUGCCCGACGAGCGUUUCGUUGCAUCGUACACUAGUCUUGCCCCGAAGAUCAAGGAGCUUGCAGUUUAUGGCAUCGGCAUGGCGGAAAUUCACGAGACGUUGCUUUGGCUGGGGACUCUGGAAAAGUUUGACCUCCAAUGGUUGAGCAACGAUCCCAUUCCCGAGGUGGUGUCAUGGCUGACGGGAAUGCGCGGACACAGCCCCAACCGGCUGCCGUUGACCAAGAAUUCCUCAGCCUCCACAGAUUUAUCUGUGACCCGGGUGGUGUCGAACAUGUCCGAGUGCUUGAUUCUCUGCGACACCACGAACAUGGAGGCCAUGGCAGCCGCCCAUGUGCUCUACGCAUUGCUGGGCGUGAAGAUGAUGGAGCUUUCUAUGAAGACGACGCUCCGGAUCUUGCUGGGAGAGGAUGAAGUUUUUGGAUCGGGGGAGAGUCAGGUGCUAUUCCUCUGCACGGCAGGGUGUUUGGAGGUGAAGCAGGUGGCCUCCUGUCUCGUGCAGCUGAACCUGGACUCCAGCUGGAUCCUCCCGGUGCUUGCGGAGGAUUCGUUUCAGAUCCCAACGUUCCACGAAGCCAAGCUGAGCUACGACAUCGAGGGCGUGGAUAUGGAACGCUACAGUUACAUGUUGGAGGCCACCUUCCACGAAAUCUCGGUGCCCUUCACCCCCAGGAGCUCCAAUGCCCGGCAGCUCGACCUCCAGGCCAAAAUCAUAGCCGAGCGCCUCACGCACAGCCACCAUGCUCUCCGUACCAAGCAUAUCACCUCGUCCCAGGAGCUGGCAGGUUUGGUUUCGCCCAUGACCAGCUCCGGUGAGGGGCUCCAGGGGCUCUGCGAGGACGUCCUCAGCCCUAUGUCGCCUGUGCCCACCAGUCCUGCCGAAGAGUCAGAGGCAGCCACUCCUGCGGAAGAGGUUUAUCUGGAGCUCUGA